ACCGGCCAAUCCCCGUUCACCCGGCCCUCCCCUCACGCGCUCUCACUCGCCGUCCUCCUCAACUCUCUGAAGCUCCGAAGGCCAAAAACCUCGCCGCUCUCGAAUCGCAAGGGAGAGAGCCAGAGAGCGAACCUUUUUUUUUUUUGUUUUCUCUCUUUUCAAUUUUCUUUUGUGUUAGUAGAAAGAUUUGUACUGAGUUUAGAGAGAAUCUCUGCGAAAUCGUUGCCAAUUUUGACGAAGAUAAUGGCAUCGUCGAAGCUGUUGGCAUCUUCGAAUUCGAGAAAUUCGGAUCUAUCCCGGGGUUCUUCUUCUUCUUCUUCAUCGUCUUCUUCUCUUUUAAAGGGUCAAUUUCUCUCCAAUCGUGCCCGGAAUAAUGACAGAGGAACUCUCAGUCUUAGCUCAAUGACCGUCGAUGGCCUACUUCGCAAUGGCUAUGACUCCAAUCCCACGGAGUCCAUUCUCUUAGAUGCCCAGAUCACGCUCGUUGAUUCCCCCAACCCUUCUUCCUUUCCCAUGAAUGCCACCGCCACCAAUUCCUCAGCCGUCAUUGAUACCAAUCACACUGCUUCAUCUGCUGCCCCCAAAACUGUGGAUGAUGUGUGGAGGGAGAUUGUAUCUGGUGAGAGAAAGGAGUUGAAGGAGGAGGUCGCGGACGAGUUGAUAACACUGGAGGAUUUCCUUGUUAAGACUGGAGCUGUUCCUGUUGAGGACGUGAAGUUACCUCAGACAGAGAGGCUGAGUGGAGGGAUUUAUAGUUUUGAUCCAAUUCCACCCACCCAAUUCCAGGCAUUGGAUAAGGUCGAAGGAUCCAUAAUCGGAUUUGGAAGUGGGGUCGAUUUGAUUGGCAGUGGAGGCAGUGGAGGGAGAGGGAAGAGAGGGCGAGCUGCUUUGGAACCUUUAGAUAAGGCCGCUGAGCAAAGGCAGAGGAGAAUGAUCAAGAAUAGGGAAUCCGCGGCAAGAUCUAGGGAACGGAAGCAGGCUUAUCAAGUGGAAUUAGAAUCGUUAGCUGUAAGAUUAGAGGAGGAGAAUGAGCGGCUUUUGAGGGAAAAGGCUGAGAGGACCAAGGAAAGGUUUAAGCAGCUAAUGGAAAAAGUGAUUCCUGUAGUGGAAAAGCGACGACCACCACGAGUCAUUCGACGAGUUCAUUCGAUGACGUGGUGAAACUAUUCAUCAUCGCUGAGGUGUUCGAAUGAUAACAAACGCUGUAAUGGCCAUAGUAUUAACGUUACCAAAAACAAAUUCUUUGCUGCUGAUCGUUGAGGAGCAUAUGGGGUGUUCUGCGAGAAAAAUCGCAGCUAUCAUAAUCCUUUUAUCAAAGAACAGAUCGAAGGAGACAGACUACAAGGAGAUACAUGAAAGAAGAAGAUUGACAGGUAUUAAAAGUAGAGCAAAUAAACUAGAACUUGGGGUGCUCAACUGGCUGUGUCUCACAAUUUUUGAUGCAUGAGAAAGUAAAUAGAGGAAGUUGAGUAGCAUUUUCAUGCCAUGUUGGAUAGUGGAAAUCUAACAACAUUGACAAAACUAGUCCUUGUUUUGUUACAAUACUUGCUAGGAUAGUGUGGUGGUGUUAGAGGGGUAUAUAUAAUUUAUUAUUUUAUUUUUCCUUGAAGUUCUCGCCCUGCUCCCCCCAAAGCAUAUUAAUACUUCAUUUUGAUCGGAGAACAUAUAAGAAUCUGUUUAAUGGAUGAAACAGAAGAUUGACUCGCU
This is a messenger RNA of Momordica charantia (bitter melon), 1707 nucleotides long. Its product is annotated as Basic-leucine zipper (bZIP) transcription factor family protein. Gene Ontology annotation, cellular component: nucleus. Gene Ontology annotation, biological process: positive regulation of DNA-templated transcription. The record is from RefSeq and is a predicted model, not a curated record. Gene Ontology annotation, molecular function: DNA-binding transcription factor activity. NCBI's taxonomy places the organism in Eukaryota, Viridiplantae, Streptophyta, Magnoliopsida, Cucurbitales, Cucurbitaceae.